Molecule: messenger RNA, 333 nt
Organism: Penaeus chinensis
Lineage: Eukaryota; Metazoa; Arthropoda; Malacostraca; Decapoda; Penaeidae
Product: collagen alpha-4(IV) chain-like
Exons: 2
Coding region: 1-333 (110 amino acids)
Source: RefSeq, a predicted model, not a curated record
AUGGCCGUGUCUCCUGGCAGUGCAAUGUUUACGCAGUGUGAAGAAAUUAUUUGGCCGAGCGGGGCGGGUGGCGGGCGGCGGGCGGUGGCGGGCCCGAACCCCCCCGGACCGGACCCCAGGGAAAAAGCCGAGAGCAAAGGACAAAGAAAACCACCGGAGCCCAAACCCCCAAACCGAAGGGGCGACCCAGGGCGGCACGGCGGAAAGGGCCCGGAGGGCACGGCAACGCCCCCCCAGUCCCCGGGCCCCGACGAAGCCGCCCCCACCUGCACCAGAAGCCACCGACCUCGCCCGGAAACGGAACACGGACACCCCGUGCCCCCCACCCCGUAG